Molecule: messenger RNA, 2023 nt
Organism: Anguilla rostrata (American eel)
Lineage: Eukaryota; Metazoa; Chordata; Actinopteri; Anguilliformes; Anguillidae
Product: procathepsin L-like
Exons: 8
Coding region: 315-1442 (375 amino acids)
Biological process (GO): positive regulation of apoptotic signaling pathway; immune response; positive regulation of peptidase activity
Cellular component (GO): lysosome
Molecular function (GO): cysteine-type endopeptidase activity; cysteine-type endopeptidase activator activity involved in apoptotic process
Source: RefSeq, a predicted model, not a curated record
CAUAAAGUGAAAGAGAGAGAGAAAGAGAGGGAGAGAGAGAAAGGGGGAGAGCGAAAGAGGGACAGACAGGGAAAGAAAAAAGAGAAAGAGGGAGAGAAAGACAUAAAAAUAGUUUGCUCUCAGGAAAUAAAACUUCCUCUUUGAGCUCGUAGAUUGUUGAUCGCGACAUCAAGGAGGGCAGACUUCUGGCCUCAUCUUCUCCCGUUGCUAGGCGACCGCGCGGAGACAGGUCCUCUUUUCGUCGGGACACGGUCCAGUGAGGAGUGUUGGGUGAUCCUGGUCUCACCGUCAGACGCAGCGAAAGUAUCGUUAGGAUGCAUGCCCUGCAGAACUUCUUUCUAUUGGUCCUCGGGAUCAUUAGCCAUGCCUCCUCCCAUCUCAACCUGACUCUGAAUGGUCAGUGGAAGGACUGGAAGGACCAUCACAAUAAAGAGUAUGGCAGCCAGGGGGAGGAGUCACAGAGGAGGCAGAUCUGGGAGAAGAACCUGAGGAUGGUGGAGAAACACAACAUGGAGGCUUCGUAUGGCCUGCACUCCUUCACCAUGGGCCUCAACCACCUCUCAGACAUGAUGGCAGAGGAGGUCAACGCUGUCCUCAACGGGCUGAGGGACGAGGAAGAGGGGGCGGAGGAGCUCCAUCGUCACGGCAACCUGACGUUCACCUUGCCAGACGACGGCAAGGUCCCCCUGCCCCCGUCGGUGGACUGGAGGAGGAAAGGCAUGGUCAGCCCAGUCCGAAACCAGGGACUCUGCGGGUCUUGCUGGGCAUUCAGUGUUUCGGGGGCCAUGGAGGGACUGAUGAAGAGGCAGACGGGCAAGCUGGUCCCCCUCAGCCCCCAGAAUCUACUGGACUGCAGCAGCAGCUAUGGCAACAUGGGCUGCAGGGGUGGCUACCUCUCCAAGACCUUCCGUUACAUCAUCGAGAACAAGGGCAUCGACUCUGACAGCUCCUACCCCUACGAGUCCAGGGUAAGGACAGGGAGAAGGGGAGGAGAGGAAGAACUGCCUCAAAACAUCAUGGGAGCAGUGGAAGAGGAGACUUGGGGCUCUUUCCUGAUUGCACGUUUUUAUCCGUUCUUGUCUCCUCGUAGCAGUCUGAGGGAGGCCGUUACUCGGGACGGGCAAGCCGGUACUGCUGGGUCCAAUCCUCCAGCUGACAGAGGGGACUGCAGUGCGGUUGCCAACGGGCCCUCUGUGGGCAUCAAGCCUCUGCCAUCCUUCCACAGCUACAGAGGAGGCCUGUACGAUGACCCCUCGUGCAGCUCGGCGAAGACCAAUCACGCGGUGCUCGUGGUUGGGUAUGGGACAGACAGCGGGAAGGACUUCUGGCUGGUGAAGAACAGCUGGGGAACAGCUUGGGGUGAAAGCGGAUUCAUCCGAAUGGCCAGGAACAGGAAUAACCAGUGUGGAAUUGCUAACUUCCCCAUAUAUCCCACCAUGUGAAACCAUCAGUGUACCAGGUUACGCUAAAGCAGAUCUCAGGCUGUUAAUCGCCUCUUAAUCUUCACUUAGACAACAGAAAACAAACUGCAUGAAAUAUGCAUAUAUCUACAUCAGAUGUGGGCAAUUCUGGUUAUGGAGGGCCGGUGUGUGCGUGCAGGUCUUUGUUUCCACCAGUUACCCUGCUUAAAUGAGCUAACUGGCUGUAUACGCCAACACUGGUUUCAUGUGUAGAUUAGAUCACAGCGAAAAAAUUAUGUAGAAACACAAGAACAGACUUAGGUUGUCAUUCAUGCACUUAUCAAGAAGCACAGCUAAAAUGUUAAAUUGGGGUAAAUAUUAGAGCUGAUUAAGUCAUUAAGGCCAGAAGCACAGAAACCGAUACGGCCCUCAUUGCCCACCUCUGAUCUGCAUGCUAAUCGCGAUCUUUAUUGAAAUAUAUUUAUAUUUGUAAUGAUUGCGAUUUUAAAGGGGUAACAGGUUGAACAGGUUUAACCUGCACGUUUUGGAAUUGUUUUAAAGAACUCCGUACUUACAGGUCAAGGUUUUUUAAAUGCAUACAAAUAAACAUUGCUUUUGCAAAA